This is a messenger RNA of Aphanomyces invadans, 1404 nucleotides long. RefSeq lists its product as hypothetical. Lineage: Eukaryota; Oomycota; Saprolegniomycetes; Saprolegniales; Verrucalvaceae. The coding region runs from base 1 to 1404 and encodes 467 amino acids. The transcript has 5 exons. The record is from RefSeq and is a predicted model, not a curated record.
AUGCCGUCGUCCGUGUGCCCUGUGGACCCACGUUCCGGCAUGCCCAUCUUCGACCUUGACACAAUCGACCCCAAUGACGCCAACUCGACAAUCGACAUCCUGUUACACCACUAUUUCACGACGUCGUCCAUUGCCGUUCAUCGACUCAUCUUUAUGGUUAUCUUUGACCUGGCAAAAGCUAACUUUCAAGUACCGUUCGCUGCACUGGAGCACGCCCUGGCGACUUGUCUAGACCAAGGGCUUGCGUCAGUGAUUGCAACGUUCCCCACGGUGCUGUUGCCCGCACAUUUGACUCGAUUACUCGGUCGCUUGGACGCCAAAGUUGACAACGAUCUGCUUGUCGUACUCACCGAAGUCGCCCAAGUGGCGCGAGUCCGCGACUACUUUGACCAGUGCUCCACCCUCGCACAAAUUGUGCAGAAACGUCGAUGGCUCGACGUGUCGGUGGUGAACACCAGCGCCUCUGCAGGAGGCGGCCAACAUUUGGAUCCCGUGCAGCGCGCCAUGUUCUUGAUUGGCAGCGCUGUCCCAGAAGAGCGCUUUAAAGGACAGAGAUGGCUGGCCGAACUCCUGGUUGACCCGACCGUGUCGACGAUUGGCGACGAGUCGAGUGUGGAUACGAAGCACGCGCUGCGGCUACAAGCACGCUCAGCAUUUUGGGAAUCUAUCCGUUCCAAAUCCAUGUCCAUGCGACUAGCGAUGGUGCAAGUGUUGGCUUUGGUGGCCAAGCGACGGUUGGUACUGUCGUCGUUCAAGGCAACGUUACCUUUGAUCUUGAAGGAGGCUAACGCAGUUGCGAAGACGUGGGUCGACCACGCCAACGACUUAUCGUCUGAAGAUGCUGACGUCGCGUGGGCGGCGUUGAUGGAAUUUGCCCUAAGUAUGUGCAGCCGUCAGUUGAGCUUUGUGCAUCGCCGAGCCAGGCAACUCUUGGGCACGCAGGUCUUCCAGAACAGUUCCACCGAAGCUGCGUCGAUAAUCCGCGCGUUGGCGCAUGGCUCCAUCGCGCUCGAUCGCGAGCUCUUGCAGGAGCUAACAGGAGACUGCUACCUCGCCGCGUUGCAUGCCCUGGCGAGGUGUCCAACCUCUGGUGUCGCAGGCGUCGUGUCCAUGGUGGUCAAGGCGAUGAACAGUGAAGGCCAACAGUUCGCGAGGCUUGGCGGCAUCGCCAAGUUUCGCGCGUUCCUCGAGGCCCCGCACUCGCCGCUCGUGUCCUUGCACGUGGCCGAGCUGAUAGUGUCGAUGGUGCGAGGCACCAACAAGGACGUGUACUUUGCAGCGCUCAAGGACCUCCACCUGCAGGCGCAGGACGUUAGCGACGAGCGGGUGCUGGACAAUCCAUACGUCCAUUGUCGCCAGCUCUUGACACGGCUCUACCACACGUCCAAAAUCCCGAUCGAUUAA